This is a messenger RNA of Striga hermonthica, 471 nucleotides long. NCBI's taxonomy places the organism in Eukaryota, Viridiplantae, Streptophyta, Magnoliopsida, Lamiales, Orobanchaceae. The record is from the annotation of a GenBank genome assembly.
AUGACGCUGGGCAAGCGCGGCAGGCCGCGCGGCAUCCCGGUCCUUAGGACGGAGGCGACCACGGCGGGUGUCACGUUCGACGUCGGCGUCCCCGAGGUGGCGGCGCCGCCCAAUCCGCUGGCGGCGAUGGUCGGAGGUGAAUUCAGCAGCGGGUACAACAGCUUGCUGCCGCCGAGGUGCUUGGGGAACAACUUUUCCGGCGGCGGCGAGCAUUUCGAGACGGCUGAUUUCUUGAAGAUCUGCGGCCGCUGCCACCGCCGGUUGGCCCCCGGCCAUGAUAUCUAUAUGUAUCGGGGUGACAGUGCAUUUUGUAGCCUAGAAUGUAGAGAGCAACAAAUGAAGCAAGAUGAGAGAAAAGAGAGAGUUGUAGGCAUGGCCAGAAAAGGCGAAAGCCGCUUGCCGGAAAUGGCAGCUUCCGGCACCGGAGCUAGCACAAGGGCAUCGACCACAACCGAUGUAGCCAGCUUCUGA